Saxophila tyrrhenica is the source of this 3048-nucleotide messenger RNA. RefSeq lists its product as uncharacterized. The record is from RefSeq and is a predicted model, not a curated record. Bases 1 to 3048 code for a protein of 1015 amino acids. Lineage: Eukaryota; Fungi; Ascomycota; Dothideomycetes; Mycosphaerellales; Extremaceae. The transcript has a single exon.
AUGUCUGCACCCGAGGAGCCAAUGGUGUCCGUGUUUCACUUUACCUCCCGCAUAUCGAGCGCCAAGAUUCGCAAAUAUAAAAUUGCCACCGAGAAGGGCAUGGGUGGCCGGACGCCGACACCUGGGCCCUCUAACAACACCACCACUCCGUCUCCAGGACUCGGACCGGCGACCAUGGCGCCAAAGAAGUCUUCCAAGAUGGAUCCACCACCGCCGGCCAAGAAGCGCAGAGUCACCCUCACUGUUCGCCAGCCUAGCCAGAGCCCAGAUACCAUUGCCGUUGCCGUUGCCAGACCUACCAGAUCAUCCGCUCAGAAUGUCCGCUACUUGGACGAUGUCAUGGACGUUGAUGAUGAGGAGGACGGAGAAGGAGAAGUCACUGACACAGCGAGACUCCAGGCACCUCAAGCAUCCCCGGCAGCGUCUUCAGACCUGUCCUCCCUUUCGUCACUUCAGCCGUUAGAAGGGGAGCCCACGCCAGCUCCACCGCCGGCAAGAAGGCAGAGCAGGGCUGCCAUUGACUACGGCGCAGCAUUUCUCAGCUACUACACCACGGGUCAUGACGACGAUGAGAAAGAAGCAGAAGCAGAUGGAGAAGGUGUCGAGCGAGAAGUGCCCACGCCCGCACCCCCUAACCAACCAGUGACUGCCAGAGUAGCAGCACCGCCAGCCCAACCACCAAGUCAAGCACAAGCACAGCUACCUGUCAACGCUCCUCCACGAGCUGCUCCCCCACUGCAGGUUCCACAGAUGACCACGAUUUUCAGACACCACACCGGCCCACCUGGUCCCUACCCAACCUCCGCAAAGGAUCCCGAGGAGCGUCGGCCACCUCCCCGCGCCGUUCAGCAAAUCCCACUUCCGCCGCCGACCGUCUACCUGAUGGACUCACGUCGCAGGAAUGCUGGUCCAAGGCCGUCACCAACGGAAGCUAGCCUCGCCAGAGUAGUCGAUGAGCUGGGUUAUCAUCUGACAAUCUUCAACGGGGUGCCGCCGCCAGUCCGCAGGGCUCCAAGUCCGCCACCUACUCAAUACACUUCCCCUUAUGCGAACACCACCAACACAGGGAACACCGGCAAUGCAGUCAACACCGGCAACGUAGCUCAUACCGACAACGCAGCCAACGCAGUCAACUCUGCCAAUCCUGCCAAUCCUGCCAACACUGCCAAUGUAGUCAAUGCAGCCAACACCGCCAACACGGCCACGAACGAUAACAAGUCGGCAGCAUCUUCUGCCGUUUCGAGCAAUGGUCAGAAGCGCAAGCUGGUUGAAAAUCUACUUGCAGCUUUCGGUGACAUUGAGGAUGAUGAGGAGGAUGGCGGUAGCAACGAUGACACCACCGCCGGCACAGCACAGGUCCCCGAGGCUCCGAACAACAGCGAAGCUCCAGUCGCCAACAGGGACGCACCUGCCACCAACGGCGAAGCUGCCACCAACGGCGAAGCUGCCGCCAUCAACAAGAUUCCCGACAAUACUCAUGCUGCUGAGUCCGAGGCGCGUCCAAACGACGUAUUCUUGCCGGCUGGAGGCCGUGUCGAUCAAUCACUCAUUCACGGCAUCCAAUUCAUCCAGACUGUCUUGAGGAAAUGGGCCUUCGAACGUCUCAGCCAGCAGUACGCUCGUCACUACUACGAAGCGCACCAUCUGGCGCAGAUAGAGGCCGCGAAUCGUAGGCGUGGACCUGGCCGCCCACGUAAGUUUGAGGAAGCUGAAGAGCAGCGCAACCUUCCUGGGCCUUCUGUUCACAUGGAGCUUGCCAACACGGAAGAAGGUCGUACCAUCGAGCUUUUUCAAGAGAUCAUAGAGGCAGGGCUCGUGCGGGUCAAUGCCAGCCUGCCGGAGGCUCUAUCACGUCCCUUGCGGGUCGUCUACACUCAACUCGACCAGCUCAUCAACAAGUCGAGUUCUGGGCAAGAGCCAUGGCGUUUGGUGUCCUAUGGCGCGCAGAUCUCAGCCCACAACGAGAUGCUUGAGCAGGUCAGAGAGCACGCUCAACGCGCUGCAGCAGAGACUGAGCGUCGGCGCGCCACUCAUUCACGUUACACAGGGCGGACGGCCCAGCGCGGGGCACGGACCGGCUUUCAAGGACAGCUGGGCGCUCCGAGCGGUCGACCGGCGCAGCAGAAUAUUCAGCAGCCGCAUCCCUCGAGCUACCAAGCAAGCAAUCCGACACCUCUCCCGUCUCAGGCUGUCACCGGUGCUCCAAACUCGUACAGUGCUGGUCCGAACGGCACUACACGCAACUCCAAUCAGCCAGGCACUGGUAACGUCCCGCUACCGGACAAUCCAUCUACGUACAUGCGCAACAACGAUCCUCGCUUCUGGGGCCAAGGAGAUCCUGGGUCAUUCAACGCGCCUUCGGCUUUCGCACCACCAAACAAUCCAGCUGCAAGUUCCUCUCAAACCAAUGGCGCUCGCGCAGCUGGGUCUGAAAUCGACAGGUCGAACCUUGCAAGGAACUUGCUCUCGCGAUCCGGUCAGACGAUGAACUUCUCGUUCCCUACCAACACGGCUGGCUCAGGUCUGCCGAAUCGUGGUCCUAUGGCUCAGCCGUCAUCCCCACUCAACCCAUUUGCGAACAGUCCACCGCGCGCACCCAAUGGGUUUGGCGCUGGCUCUCCAUCAAACACACCUGCGAACGGUCCGCCACGCGCAGUCAAUGGCACCGGUGCUGGGUCGCCACCGCAAGCUACCACGCCAACACCAAGCGCACCACCCAUGAGUCGUGUACCUUCCGACACCAUCGAAGUGGCGUCAAGGCCAUCUGGCCGUCGCUCAACCAGGUCAUCACCGAACGAGGCCGUACCAGACGUUCCCACUGCGAUUGGCAGCUUCCGCUCCUUCACAGCCGACGGUCAGCCAUCGCGCCCAUCGAGUGCUGCACCAGUCAACAACUCCAACCCGACGCCCUCCCCGACACCAAGACCGUCUUCUGUUUCAACGAACGCCGGUCACGCUGCUGCUGACGCCAACAACGUUCCGGCACCCGUUAAGAAGUCCGCAGCAACCACCAAGAAAUCUGCGCCAGACUCUUCGGCAUCGGGAUAG